This is a messenger RNA of Chaetomium fimeti, 1458 nucleotides long. RefSeq lists its product as uncharacterized. The coding region runs from base 1 to 1458 and encodes 485 amino acids. The transcript is spliced from 5 exons. The record is from RefSeq and is a predicted model, not a curated record. NCBI's taxonomy places the organism in Eukaryota, Fungi, Ascomycota, Sordariomycetes, Sordariales, Chaetomiaceae.
AUGGAGAGUCAACCUCGCUCCCUGCCUCCCUUGGGUGAGGAAACCCGGGGAAAUGGCAAUUCUGGAACACUCGGCGGCACGAUCGGUGGUGAGCCGUACGUGGAGAAUAUUCAAGAACAAAACGGGACACCUAGCGCGAACGGGAACGCGAAUGGGCAAAGGCAUCCGGAUCAGAAGGCGCCAGUACGGAAGGGUGGUGAUAAUGUGCCAUUCCUCAAGCACCCCCCAGAAAACCCGGAUGAGAGGGCCCAAAAAGACUGCUUAUUUCACUUGUGCCGUGCAACGAGUGGCCGGUAUUACUUUUUCAUUAACAAGCACUGUUUCAUCCGAGGCGAACGGGAGCCCGUGGCUAGUAUCCCGAAAUCGCCCAAGUACUUCACCGUCUGUCCGACCGACUGGCCCUUCAACCAUAACUCGAGUUCCUCGUGCGGAUCCUGCAAAACUAUCACCGGCUUGACCGCCGUCCUCGGCCAGCCCAGGCACGAGAGCCCCUCCAUCUGCUCCAUCUGCUGGGCCUACCUCCCGACCCGCCGCGACCUAAUCAGGCACGCCACCCAGGAAAUCUGCAGGAGAAAUGUCGUGUUUCGGCCGAGGCUCGCCCUCAUCUGGCGCAUGUACGCCGACGCGCUCCGCAUCCCGGGCGCCGACGAGAUCUCCCACUCCACCGCAAAAGAGCGCAAGGUGCGCGCCGAGGCCGCGUCCGUCGCCCGCCGGGGGAAGCAGGAGUCGCACGACCAAGCGCAGAACGAGCUGCGGGAACUCCCGCCACUAGAACCGGAGCCACAACCACCACAAAUACCACAAGCCUUCCCCCCCUCUUACCCGAAAGCAACACCUCACCUCCCACCCCAACCGUGCUUCCCCCAACACACAACACCACCACCAACCCCCCCACCGCUCGUCAUCGCCCUCUCAUCCAGCCCCCCAACAGCAGGGGCAGGAGCAGCAGCAGGAGGAGGAGGAGCAGUAGCACCACCACCAACACCAGUGUCAACACCCGAACCAACCCCGCCGCCGCCCCCACCAGCGGAGCGCGCCAUCCCCCCCUGGCCCCUAGUAGGAGACCACGCCAUCCACGCCGUUCCCCCCGUCCCCCCAACGACCACAGCCGAGACCGAGACCCUAGCCCGCAGCGUCGACCGCCUGACGGGCGUCGUCAGCGACCUGGCCGAGGCCAACAAGCGGCUGCUGCGGGAGGUGCGCGUGCGUGACGAGCGCAUCCGGGAGCUGCUGUGCGCUGGGAUGGAGAUGGAGAUGGAGAGGCGCAGGGUGCUUUCGCGUUCGCGUUCGCCUCCUUUGAGGGUCAGGGUCAAGGUCAAGGUCAAGGUCAAGGUCGCGGUCGCCUUCGCCUUCUCCUUCGCUGGGAUGGGAGGGGGUUGGAGUAUACAGCGUAUUGUAUUGUUCCUCGUCUUGAUGGCCGUUGACAAGCAGCCAGCCAAAAAUAAGUCAAGAAAGUAA